AUGGCGAGCUCAAACGCACGGAAGGCGUCGACGCCGUCCAAAGGCCCUUCUAGUGCUAAACCAUCCUCAGCGAAGCGCAACAAGAGCAUCUUGAGUUUUUUUCAGAAGUCGGAUGGUCCGGCUGGUGCCACCUCAUCCCAGUCUCGAAUCACCCAAUUCGUUACGUCUUCCCGCUCCCCGAGCAGCGGCCGAGGAACCCCGACUGGGAAUGAUUCGGCAAAUGCACUGUUCUUGGAAGAUAAGAAGGGACUAGCCAAGCUUGAGCAAGCCGCGACAAAGGCUGAGACAAACGGCCGAUCUCGAUCACGAACACCGGAAGAUAUUUGGGGCGACGACGGAUUUUUGAAGGAAGACGACCAGCGAUAUAACGAGAAUGGCUCUUCGUCGAAGCGCAGAAAAGUGGACUCGCCAACGGCACCGGUCAAGACCGAGGAUGUGCCGAAGCCAACUACAUUCUCAGCCCAAGUCCCAGCUGCAACCAGCGGGCCAUUUAUCGAUGAAUCGGAUAGUGAGGAUGAUAUGGAAGCAUACCGCGAACUGGAUGAAACGUCUCCCGUCCCUGCGACUACAAUACAUGGUCAACUAUUCGCCCUUGAUGACGACCCGGCCAUGGACCCUCCUGCCGAACAACCGCCAGUGGUAAGAGAAGUCACGAGCCUUACCGAUGAUGAUGAAUUCGCAAAUUUUGACUAUCUUGAAGAGGACGAGCCAGUAGGAGAAGAGUUCCGAGAGCGGCCAUGGGAAGAUCAGGAGGGGCUACAACUUGACGACGAUAACGAUAUCGACGAUAUGAACGGGACUGUUUCAACGACCGAUGCCGGCAUGACAUGUCCAAUAUGCCAGGAAGCGCUGGCAGGACUCAACGAGACAGAUGUCUCGGUUCAUGUAAAUGAUUGUUUAGACGGCAAAUCGAGUUCUACAAAUACGCCCACGCCGGCGCCUAGAUCGAUCCCUUCGCCGAAGCCAGUCCCGGUGCCCCCGGAUCCAAAUAAAAGCAUGACGCGAAUUGAACGUGCUGCCAUUGCCCGGCCUGCGCAGCGCGACCCAUAUACACAAAGUACCGCCAGUGCACGAUCGGCUUUCUCGAAGUUAAUGGCCGGAAAUGCAGAGGAUACUGCCUGGGCCGCAGCGGCUUCCAACGAGGUGUCUUCGCGUGGCAAACAGGCGUAUCAAAGGACCUGCCCGUUCUACAAAAUUAUGCCCGGAUUUUCAAUAUGCGUGGAUGCUUUUCGUUUCGGGGCCGUGGAGGGAUGCAACGCCUAUUUUCUCAGCCACUUCCAUAGCGAUCAUUACGUCGGAUUGAGCAAGUCCUGGUGCCACGGACCUAUUUACUGCAGCCGGCCGACGGGCAACCUUGUUCGACAGCAGCUCCGAGUCGACCCUAAAUGGAUUGUGGAUCUGGAUUUUGAAACCACUUUCGAGGUGCCGGACACCGGAGGAGUGCAGGUCACGAUGAUACAUGCCAACCACUGCCCCGGAAGCUCUCUAUUUCUCUUCGAAAAAAGCUUCGGAGAUGGACCGAAUGCUCGACGACAACGGAUCCUCCACUGCGGCGAUUUUCGUGCCUCUCCGGCACAGAUUGAGCAUCCACUGCUCCGGCCUGACCCCAUUAACCCGGCGACAGGUCAGCCGCGACAGCAACGUAUCGACCAGUGCUACCUCGAUACCACCUAUCUCAACCCGAAGUACGCGUUUCCCAACCAGGAGGACGUGAUUACGGCUUGCUCAGAGCUCUGUGUCCGCCUCAAUCAGGAGGCUGGAGUGGUGCUCGACUCGGGGAGCAAUGGGACGGGCGUUCUCAUGAAUAAGUUCCUGUCAUCUGUGACUGGCAAUGGCCGGACCAAGGAGCAGCUGUCGAAGAACAACGGUCGCCUGCUCGUGGUCAUCGGCACCUACAGCAUCGGCAAAGAGCGAAUUUGCCUCGGCAUUGCGCGUGCUCUGGGGUCGAAGAUCUUCGCCACACCACAGAAGCAGCGAAUAUGCAAGUGUCUAGAGGACCCGGAGCUUUCAUCGCUUUUGACCAGUGACCCUAAGGAAGCGCAGGUGCAUAUGCAGACGCUGUUUGAGAUUCGGGCCGACACUUUGGCAGAUUACCUGGACCCGCUAAAACCGCACUUCUCUCGGGUAGUCGGCUUUCGCCCCACGGGAUGGUCGUACCGGCCCCCUGCUGGCCGAAUGUUGCAAAACCCUCCGGUGCCCACGGUGCUGCGUGGCGAACAUUGGAGAACGCCGUUUACGGCACAGGACUUGACCCCGCAACGCGGAAGCACGCGGGAGAGCGCGUGCUUCGGGGUACCGUACAGCGAACACAGUUCAUUUCGGGAACUCACUAUGUUCUGUUGUGCGCUACGGAUUGGGCGGGUAAUUCCUACGGUGAAUGUGGGCAGUGCGAAGAGCCGUGAGAACAUGAAGGCGUGGAUCGAUCGGUGGGAGGCGGAAAAGAAGCGCAACGGGUUGUUUCCCGUGGCGGAGUGGUGA
Molecule: messenger RNA, 2478 nt
Organism: Penicillium atrosanguineum
Lineage: Eukaryota; Fungi; Ascomycota; Eurotiomycetes; Eurotiales; Aspergillaceae
Product: DNA cross-link repair protein PSO2
Exons: 2
Coding region: 1-2478 (825 amino acids)
Biological process (GO): double-strand break repair via nonhomologous end joining; protection from non-homologous end joining at telomere; interstrand cross-link repair
Molecular function (GO): 5'-3' DNA exonuclease activity; damaged DNA binding
Source: RefSeq, a predicted model, not a curated record